AUGGACAAGAUACAUGGGUUUUUGAACGCUUCUACAUAUUUUUCUGAAGUUGUCGUUUAUUCACGACAUAUUGCAAGAGGGUUAACAAUUGUGUUAGGGCUGUUAUAUUCUUUAGUGAUUCCUAUAUCAAUAUUCGGAAUAUACGCGACACAUGAUUUAAGUGUUCUGGUCCCUUCGAAUUCUUCUACUAUUCAAGUAGCUUAUGAUCCUAACGCUCCUACUAAAAAACAAGUUGAUGAUGCAUGUAAACAAGCUGUUAAUUUUUAUUUUGGAACGGUCGUUAGCACUUAUAGUAAAGAAUUAUUACAGCCUCUUGCAACUGAUAAUAAAGGGAAACAAUUAGAAUCGUCUCCCGGAGCAAGUCUUGCAACUGAUAAUAAAGAAAAACUAUUAGGAUCGUCUCCCGGAGCAACUAAUAAAGAAGGAAAAUGA
Molecule: messenger RNA, 432 nt
Organism: Funneliformis geosporum
Lineage: Eukaryota; Fungi; Glomeromycota; Glomeromycetes; Glomerales; Glomeraceae
Source: the annotation of a GenBank genome assembly